CUAUCAAACCGUGUAUUGCUCUUCUCGUUGCCGCCGAUUUCACCAAGAGCGGCUGAGUUCCUUUGUGUUCUGCUCUGCCGCACGAAUCGGGUGCUGAGCACUCUCUGCGAUGGGGGAGGUGACCGAAAGCCCCUGGCAGUGUACCUGAGCGUUGAACGCCCCCGGGGCCGGCGCAGCCCCCGCGCCCCGAGGAGCGCGGCCAUCAGCCGGCUGCGGUGGCGUCGUGGCGCCUCCGGGUGCCGCUGUUGGCCGACGCGGAGCGGCGCUGGAGCCACAGCCGCAGCCGCAGCCGCCGCAGCGUCCUGCCCCCACGGGCUGCUGGCUCGCACGGAGCCGGCCAGAGCGGCAGCGGCACGGGCAGCAGCGGCGAGAGGCGGCGCGGGGAGCAGCGGCGUCCGAGCCGGCGCCGAGAUCGCUGUCCUCCGGCGGCCCCCGCGCUCGUGGCGGAGCGGGGCUGCAAGGGAGGGAGGGCAGCGGCAGGAGGGAGGAGCGCGGCGGGCGCUGGCGAGAAUGGCGGGCAGGCCGGGGCCGAGCCGGCGGCCAGCGGCCGGGCGAGCGCUGCUGCCCGCCGUGCUGCUGUGCUUGUGCUGCCGGGCGGCGCCGGAGCGGAUCCGCUACGCCAUCCCCGAGGAGCUGGGCAGAGGCUCGCUGGUGGGGCCGCUGGCGCGGGACCUGGGGCUGAGCCCGUCAGAGCUGCCGGCACGCAAGCUGCGGCUCAGCGCCGAGAAGCAAUACUUCAGCGUGAGCGGGGAGAACGGGAACCUGUACGUGAGCGAGAGGCUGGACCGGGAGCAGAUGUGCGGCGAGGCGCCGUCCUGCGCCGUCAGCUUCGAGGCGCUGGUGCAGAACCCGCUCAACGUCUUCCACGUCGACGUCGCCAUCCACGACGUCAACGACAACGCGCCGGCCUUCAGCAAGGCUGCUCUCCACCUCGACAUCGUAGAGCUGACGCUUCCCGGCGCUCGUUUUCCGCUGGAGAUGGCCCGAGACGCGGACGUGGGCAGCAACUCGCAGCUGACUUACCAGCUCAGCAGCAACCCGUCCUUCAGCCUGGCCGUCAAAGAGAGCCCGGAUGGAAGCGAGCAGCCGGAGUUAGUCCUGGAGCGCGCGUUGGACCGUGAGAAGCAGAGCUCCUUCGAGCUGGUGCUGACGGCGGUGGAUGGCGGGGACCCCGCCAGGUCCGGGACCGUGCAGGUUCGCGUCAACGUGACGGACGCCAACGACAACCCGCCCGUGUUCAGUAAAAGCGUCUACGAGGCGCGAGUGCGGGAGAAUCUGCCGCCGGGGUCGCCGGUGCUGCGGGUGCGGGCCACGGAUGCGGACGCGGGCUCCAACGCGCGGGUCUCCUACUCCUUCGGCAACGUCCCCGACGGCGUCCGCGCGUUGUUCAGCGUGGACAGCGAGAGCGGCGAGGUCAGGACGGCGGGUCCCCUCGAUUUCGAGGAGAGGAGUAAAUACAGCUUCGGCCUGGAGGCGAGGGACGGCGGCGGGCUGACGACGCACUGCAGGGUGCAGCUAGAGGUCACCGAUGAGAACGACAACGCGCCCGAAAUCACGGUGCUGUCGGUGUCGAGCCCGGUGCCCGAGGACGCGCCGGCCGGCACGGUGGUGGCCGUGGUGAAAGUACGGGACAGGGACUCCGGGGAGAACGGUCAGGUGUCGUGCGAGCUGUCGGGCGAGGCGCCGCUGUCGAUCGUGGCGUCGUCGGGCGGCUCGUACAAGGUGGUGACGGCGAGCGCGCUGGACCGGGAGCAGGCGGCCGAGCACCGGGUGACGGUGGUGGCCAGGGACGGCGGCAGCCCGGCGCUGUCCAGCCGCACGGCGCUGGUGCUGGAGGUGUCGGACGUGAACGACAACGCGCCGGUGUUCGAGGAGGCCGCCUACAGCGCCUACGUGGCGGAGAACAACGCGGCGGGCGCGCCGGUGCUGCGCGUGCGCGCGCGGGACGCGGACGCGGGCGCCAACGGGCGCGUGAGCUACUGGCUGGCGGGCGGCAGCGCGGGCGCGGCGCCGUACGUGUCGGUGGAGGCGCGGAGCGGCGCGGUGUACGCGCAGCGCUCCUUCGACUACGAGCAGUGCCGCGAGUUCGCGGUGGCGGUGCGGGCGCAGGACGGCGGGGCGCCGGCGCGGAGCUCCACGGCGACGGUGCGCGUCUUCGUGCUGGACCGCAACGACAACGCGCCGCGCGUGCUGUGGCCGGCGGCGGGCGCGGGGGCGGGGGCGGCGGCGGGCGCGGGGCCGUUCGAGGUGGUGCCGCGCUCGGCCGAGGCCGGGUACCUGGUGGCCAAGGUGGUGGCGGUUGACGCGGACGCGGGGCGCAACGCGUGGCUGUCGUACGAGCUGGUGCAGGCGCCGGAGCCGGCGCUGUUCCGCGUGGGGCUGCACAGCGGCGAGGUGCGCACGGCGCGGGCCGUGUCGGAGAGGGACGCGGCCAAGCAGCGGCUGGUGGCCGUGGUGAAGGACCACGGGCAGCCGGCGCUGUCGGCCACGGCCACGCUGCACGUGGUGCUGGCCGAGAGCUUGCAGGAGGCGCUGCCGGAGCUGAGCGAGCGGGCGGCGGGCGCCGACGCGCCGGCGGAGCUGCAGUUCUACCUGGUGCUGGCGCUGGCGCUGCUGUCCGCGCUGUUCCUGCUGAGCGUGGCGCUGGCCGUGGUGGCGCGGGUGCGCGGCGCCGGGCCGCCCGCCGUCCUGCGCUGCCUGGGCGCGCAGCGCUUCUCCGUGGCCGGCGCCGCCUUCCCGGCCGACUUCUGCGAGGGCACCUUGCCCUACUCCUACAACCUGUGCGUGGCGCCGGGCCGCGCCGUCGCCGAGGGCGCUUGGCUGCCGCCGCCGCUGCCCAGCCUGCCCGCGGAGGAGCUGCUCGGCGGGGAGCCCUGCGGGAAGCCGAGCCCGAGCAGCAGCGCCGGCGCGGGAGAGCCGCCCGCGGACGCCGACGCACCGCAGGUCGGUAAGCCCGCGCGCUCGCGCUCCUCCCCUCGAGCCUUUCCGAGCCGCCGACCGCUCUUCCCCGGGGCUUCCCGCGGGGGCGGUGCAGGGGCAGCGCUGAGCCGUGUCCCCGCCAGGGAACGGAGGCACGCACGGGCUCUCCGCCUGCCCCUUGAUGCUCUUUCCCACAGGAAGGUGCGCGUGGCGCCGUGACCGGGGCAGUUACCCCGGGGCUUGUUCCCCGCCAGUGAGCGGUUCCCUCCUUCCGCCAGGUGCCCUCCCAUCUUCUGGAGAAGGCUGCAGGAACGGCUGCAUUCGUGGGGCAGAUAAAUUUCAUCAGGGCGUGAUUUUCCCGAGUUCUGUGCACGAUUCUUUCUCCUCUCUUUUUCCUGGGUGGUAGUUCCCUCUUCCUUACUGGCCCUGUUCUGUCUCUCUGUCUGAGACAAGCGCAGGGGUAGAACGGCAAAAAAAAAGGGAGGGGAAAAAGUCGCCUCUUGUGUUUCAGAGCCUGUCUUCCCAUCCUGAGAACAUACCUAAGACUACAAUGAGGAACGCAAAACGACAGCGCUUGGGCACUCGAAUGAAGUGCAUUUGCACAUUUUCGCAUCGUCCACGUGGCUUAGGGUUUGCAGCCGUCCUUGUCUUCUGCCGCUUCCUACAGCAUUUAGUGGGAAAGUUGUGUCCCGCGGCCGGGAAGAUUCACGAACUAGACGAGUGUUUUCCUGCCACGCAUCAAGCUCUUACAGCGUGAUUUUUGAGAAGAUGAAAGCCGCUGCGCGGUCGUUGAAACCGAUUAUAGAAUUAUCAGUAUCGAAUUAUCGAAUGACCUGGAUAAAUGUGAAUGUACAUAAGCUAUCCUGUGUCUUGCGGGGAGAAAUCCCAGAGCCCGUGCAUGUGCCCGAGCAACGCCCCUCGUCAGGGGCUGGCUGGGCGGGGGUGGGGCGCUGAGGUUCUGUGUUGCUGGCCGCCACCCCCUUUAGCCUUUAACCGCCUAAUGACCGUCAGCGGUGGCGGAGCGUUUAAUCUGAGGCGUGUUCCUGGCGGCUGGGUGAAUGAGCCUGAUCCCUCUGGCUCCCGGGGGACGCUCUGGACAUCGCGUUUUUGUUGCAGAGCCUGUUUGCUCUUGCUGUCCUUGUACAGGUCGUUCCAGCGUGACGGCUACAGAAGCCAGU
This is a messenger RNA of Falco peregrinus (peregrine falcon), 4097 nucleotides long. RefSeq names its product protocadherin gamma-B2-like. The record is from RefSeq and is a predicted model, not a curated record. Gene Ontology annotation, molecular function: calcium ion binding. Gene Ontology annotation, biological process: homophilic cell-cell adhesion. Lineage: Eukaryota; Metazoa; Chordata; Aves; Falconiformes; Falconidae. Gene Ontology annotation, cellular component: plasma membrane.